CUGUCGCUGCCCCGGUCGUCCCCGCCGCCGCUGCCAGCCCGCAGCCCGCCAGGCGGGCGGCUUUGCCUGCCCGAGCCCGCUGCAGCGUCGGGGCGCUGGGCGCGCGUGCAGCCUCGAACCGAGGGGACCCCAGCGAGCUAUCAGUCACUUGCCCGCCCCGUGCCACCACUACCACCGUUUCAGAGCGCAGGACCCCGCACCUCCAGCGCCCGCGGCCGCUGCCAAUGCGGCCCCAACACUUUUAGCUGGUCGGGAGGGCCGGAGAGCCGGUCUGCCUAGAACAGCGAGCCAGCCCCGCCAAGAGCUGCACCGACCCGCCAGGAACAGGGACAGACGCCCGCCCGCCAUGGAUCUAUUCGACUUUUUCAGGGAUUGGGACUUGGAGCAGCAGUGUCACUAUGAACAAGACCGUAGUGCACUUAAGAAAAGGGAAUGGGAGCGGAGGAAUCAAGAAGUCCAGCAAGAAGACGAUCUCUUUUCUUCAGGAUUUGAUCUUUUUGGGGAGCCCUACAAGGUAGCUGAAUAUACAAACAAAGGCGAUGCCCUUGCCAACCGAGUCCAGAACACGCUGGGAAACUAUGAUGAAAUGAAGGAUUUGCUAAUUAACCACUCUAAUCAGAAUCAUCUAGUGGGAAUCCCAAAGAAUCCCGUGCCCCAGACUCCCAUCAACAAAAAUGAACCAAGCUUUUUUCCAGAACAAAAUAACCGAAUGAUCCCACCUCACCAGGAUAACACUCACCCCUCGGCGCCAAUGCCUCCGCCUUCUGUUGUGAUACUGAAUUCGACUCUGAUACACAGCAACAGGAAAUCAAAACCUGAUUGGUCACGAGAUAGUCAUAACGCUAGCAUUGCACCCGCCAGCCAGGCCAGUAGUCAGCCAAGUAAGAUGCAGCCGUCGACGCAGGACCAGCCCCAAGCCAGACUGGAAGACUUUUUUGUCUACCCAGCUGAACAGCCCCAAGUUGGAGCACUCGAAGGGUCAAACCCCUCAGCAAAGGAAGAUAGUAAUCUCAAGUCCAGUGGAGGGGAUGUGUUCAAAGAAAUCUUUCAAUCCAACUUACCAGAAGAAUCUGAAUUUACGGUGCAGGCACCUGGGUCUCCCCUGGUUGCCUCCUCCUUGUUGGCUCCCAGCAGUGGCCUAUCAGUUCAAAAUUUCCCACCGGGGCUUUACUGCAAAACCAGCAUGGGACAGCAAAAACCAACCGCGUAUGUCAGACCCAUGGAUGGCCAGGACCAGGCACCUGACAUCUCUCCCACACUGAAACCUUCGAUUGAGUUUGAGAACAGCUUUGGGAAUCUGUCAUUUGGAUCCCUCUUGGAUGGAAAACCCAGUGCAGCCAGUUCAAAGACUAAACUGCCAAAGUUCACGAUUCUCCAAACAAGUGAAGUAAGCCUUACCAGUGAUCCAAGCUGUGUUGAAGAAAUCUUACGGGAGAUGACCCAUUCCUGGCCUACUCCUCUCACUGCCAUGCAUACUCCUGGAAACUCUGAGCAGAACACAUUUUCCAUCCCAGGACAGGAAUCCCAACAUCUGACUCCAGGAUUCACCUUACAAAAGUGGAGCGACCCAACCAGCAGAGCUUCUACAAAGUCAGUACCACUCAGAUCGAUGCUGGAGGAUGACCUGAAGCUGAGCAGUGAUGAAGAUGACCUUGAACCUGUGAAGACAUUGACCACUCAGUGCACAGCCACUGAGCUCUACCAGGCUGUUGAAAAGGCAAAACCUAAGAAUAAUCCUGUAAACACACUCUUGGCCACACCUCAGCCCCCGCCUGCAGUGCAAGCCAGCGGGGGAUCCGGCAGCUCCAGUGACUCAGAGAGCAGCUCGGAGUCAGACUCAGAUACUGAAAGCAGCACCACUGACAGCGAAUCCAAUGAGGCGCCUCGUGUGGCCACUCCAGAGCCUGAGCCACCCUCAACCAACAAGUGGCAGUUGGAUAAAUGGCUUAACAAAGUGACAUCCCAGAACAAAUCGUUUAUUUGUGGCCAAAAUGAAACGCCCAUGGAGACGGUUUCUGUGCCUCCUCCAAUCAUCCAACCAAUGGAAGUUCAGAUGAAAGUGAAGACAACAGCCAGCCAGGUUCUGGCUGAACCCAAAGAAAGACCUCUCGUGAAUCUCAUCAGAGAGAAAGCCCGUCCACGGCCCACCCAGAAAAUUCCGGAAACAAAGGCUUUGAAACAUAAGUUGUCAACAACUAUGGAGACAGCUUCUCAAAGGACAAUUGGGAAAAAACAGCCCAAAAAGGUUGAGAAGAACACCAACAUUGAUGAGUUUACCUGGCCCAAACCAAAUAUUACCAGCAGUACUCCCAAAGAAAAAGAAAGUGUGCAGCUUCCUGACCCACCAAGAAGCCGCAACAAAGCCACUGCCCACAAACCAGUCCCUAGGAAAGAACCAAGGCCUAACAUCGCUUUGGCUGCCGAGAAGAAGAAAUACCGAGGGCCUGGCAAAAUCGUGCCAAAGUCCCGGGAAUUCAUUGAAACGGAUUCGUCUACAUCUGAUUCCAACACAGAUCAGGAAGAAACCCUGCAAAUCAAAGUCCUGCCUCCGUCUGUUGCUCCCGGGGGCAAUUUUGCCAAAUCCAAGGAAACCUGUGGUGCCAGCCUGACCCUCAGCACCUUAAUCAACAGCAGCAGCAACAGCUUAUCCAUCAGUAGUGAGGAAGCGACUUUUUCACCCAUCCCUGUCAUGCAAACUGAGCAUCUGUCCCCUCUACGAGAGCAUGAGAAUAUGAAAAAUCUCUGGGUGAAGAUUGACCUUGACCUACUUUCUAGAGUGCCUGGCCACGACUCACUGCAAGCAGCACCAGGCAAGCCCGACCACAAGGAGACAGCCUCAAAACCUAAGCGUCAGGCUGCUGCUGCAGCUGCGGAAAAACCCACCCCUAAGGGCAAGCGUAAGCACAAGCCAACGGAAGUUGCAGAGAAAAUCCCUGAGAAGAAGCAACGCCUGGAGGAGGCCACCACUAUCUGCCUGCUCCCCCCUUGCAUCUCACCAAUUCCACCCCACAAGCCUCCCAACACUAAAGAAAAUAAUUCAUCCCGGAGAGCAAAUAGAAGAAAAGAAGAAAGGCUGUUCCCUCCUCCACUUUCCCCACUGCCAGAGGAUCCUCCACGCCGCAGACACAUCAGUGGCAAUAAUGGUCCCUUCAGUCAAGACAGAAACAUCCCUACGAUUGGACAGGUCACCUCUGCCAAACCUAAGAGGAGUGAAGGCAAAUUCUGUGCUACUUUCAAAGGGAUAUCUGUGAAUGAGGGAGACACUCCAAAAAAGGCAGCCUCUGCCACCAUCACUAUCACCAACACUGCUGUUGCCACUGUCGCUGCUACUGCCAUGGUCACCGCCACUGUUACGGCCACUGCCACUACUACUGCCACGGCUACUACCACAACCACUACCACUACCAUUUCCACCAUCACCUCUACCAUCACUACUGGUCUUAUGGAUAGCAGUCACCUGGAAAAGACAUCCUGGGCAGCCCUGCCCCUUCUGUCCAGCAGCACCACCAAUGUCCGGAGACCCAAGCUCACUUUUGAUGACUCGGUUCACAAUGCUGAUUAUUAUAUGCAAGAGGCCAAGAAACUGAAGCACAAAGCUGAUGCACUGUUUGAGAAAUUUGGCAAAGCUGUGAAUUAUGCCGAUGCAGCCCUGUCCUUCACCGAAUGUGGCAAUGCGAUGGAGCGUGACCCUCUGGAAGCAAAGUCUCCGUAUACCAUGUACUCUGAGACUGUGGAGCUCCUCAGGUAUGCAAUGAGGCUGAAGAACUUUGCAAGCCCCUUGGCUUCAGAUGGGGACAAAAAGCUGGCGGUACUAUGCUACCGAUGCUUAUCACUUCUCUACUUGCGGAUGUUUAAGCUGAAGAAGGACCAUGCUAUGAAGUACUCCAGAUCACUGAUGGAAUAUUUUAAGCAAAAUGCUUCAAAAGUCGCUCAGAUACCGUCUCCAUGGGUAGGCAAUGGAAAGAACACUCCAUCCCCAAUGUGUCUCAACAACGUCUCUCCCAUCAACGCCAUGGGGAACUGUAACAACGGCCCUGUCACCAUCCCCCAGCGCAUUCACCACAUGGCUGCCAGCCACGUCAACAUCACUAGCAACGUGUUACGGGGCUACGAACACUGGGACAUGGCCGACAAACUGACAAGAGAGAACAAAGAAUUCUUUGGCGAUCUGGACACGUUGAUGGGGCCCCUGACGCAGCACAGCAGCAUGACCAACCUUGUCCGCUACGUUCGCCAGGGACUGUGUUGGCUACGCAUCGAUGCCCAUUUGUUGUAGUGGGUGCUCCCCCAUCGCCAGCAUUACCAUCCAUCACUCUACCUCUACCAGAGCACCGAUGGUCACUGGUGGAACUCCACUCAUUUGGAAAAGUUUUCUUGGAUUAUGUUUGUUUUUAUGCUUCUUUUGAUAUCUGUGAAAAACAAAAAAAGCAUUGUAAGUGGACACUACAACUUGAGAACAGUGUAUGUUUUAUUACUUAGUCAUUUUUUAGUAUUUUAUAUGCAUUUCUUAGAUCCCACCAUCCUUUUGUGCUUGAUGAAAUGACAGUGUUCUUUUAAGUCCUUAUAGCAUUGUUUUAAGUUCACACACACAACCCAAAACAAAGAAUGGAAUGCACUUGUGAUAGUAACAGGUUCCUGAGAAAUGAAACCAUAUAUAUAUAUAUAUAUCCUGCAAAGAUUCAAAUUUUCAGCAAUAGCCAUUCCCCAAACUGUACUCUUAUGUCCAGAAAAAAAAGUAUUUCACAAUCUGUUGUUAAACUUUUGUGGUUCCCACAGACUCAAUCUUCAGGUGAGGAUUUUCAUUGUCAAAACCCACUGGUUAGAUGUUGUAGCAACACCAUUAAAUCAAGAGUAUUAAGAAAAUAAAUGAAACAUAGCAAUGCCACUCUUAAAAUGAUACUAUGGCACACAACCAGAGGAUUUUUUGGUUUUUUUAAGCAUCCCUUUACUGAUUCCCUAUUUUUAAAAUUUUAAUGAUGAGGAGUGGCAACAUUUAUUUCUACAACUUUAAGGCAUCAACUGGCAUAAAUAUUUUUGAACUCUGUGAUUUGAAGCGUAAAUCCUCACCUGUGAUUCUCUUUGUGUAAAGCUCUCCUUUUGAGGGGCAUUUUAGUGGGUACAUACCCUAGUAGCCAAAAUGCUACACUCCAGUUUUAGAGAUGAGAGAUAGGAAGUCUGGAAAACAUCCAAGGAAUUCACACCUCUGCCUCUUUUGCAGUUGGUAGGUGUAUCCAGAAUUGGCAGGAUUUUUUAAAUUAUAUUUUGCUCAAAUCUCUGGAAACAAAAGUCAAGUUAUCACUACCUAGAAGUAAUAACAUACAGUUUGCUUCUUAGUGGCUUUAAAAUAUGGACUUCCCCAAUAAUUAUCUCCAUUUUCUAUUUACAGGGUUUCUUUUGUUCUUCUUUCUUUUAUAUUUCUUUUAUUUUCCUUUUUGAGGGGGGUUUAUUAGGUUCUGACUGAAAUACAAUCACUGAUUUUAUUCAAGUCUAUAUUAGUAUGAAUCAUUUCCAUUAAAAUUCCAAAGAAAACUCCAAACUCUAAGUAGUAGCUAGCCUUUUAACAAAACAAAAACAAAAAGAAAGAAAGAAGAAAAAUGAGUUUUGGGGUAAUGUUUCACCCUAGGGUGCUUUGAAGGAGCGCUGAACAUUGGGAACAGCUCACCUAAUUUGGACAUUUCCGUAUCAGUUGCAACUAUCCCCACCCCUUAUGAUACUCUGCAUUCAUUUUAUAUCCCUAAACAUUACAAUGUAAAUAUCACCUUUGGUGUUCCAGCUCACCAGAAGAAUCCCCCACGUGUAGUAAACACUAUCCAUACAUUAGUUCCUCAUAAUUACUUGCCGGUAUAUAAUUCCAUGUAGCCUUUAAUCUGCUGAGUUACUGAAUUCUGUUCACUGAGUUAUGACCAGUUAAAUAAUAGAUAGAUGCACACAAAAGAUGCAAACUUGUAUGAUUUUUAAAGCAAGUCAUGCGAGUCUAUGAUUGGAACAGCAAGGGAUCACUCUGCACUCAUUGUCAAGUUUAGCUAUAUCCCCAGUUGCAAAAGAGCCAGACUUGAGCUCCGCUCUGGUCAUCUUUGAGUUUAAGGCCCUUUGUUGUAUAAUAAGGUUGUGGAAGUUUACUCCAAUGGCUGAGGCCAGAUUGUUAAAAGGACUGCUGGAAAGUUCCCAGCAGCUGAACCCAGCACUUUUUAUGCUCCCAAUGUGGUUGAGCUUCACCGUUCACAGUCUCAGCAACAACACUCACACAUACAGACACACACACAGAUAAAUGAAACCUGAGAGAAUCUUUUCUGAGCCUCUUAAAUGAGGAAAAUGAUUAUAUGAAAGACUCUGAACACCCAAGGUGGGUGUCACAUAUAAAACUUAAGCCGAUGGCUUUGCAGUGACUCAAGUUCUCUGUUUGUUUUUAAUGGCUUACCAGGUAGAGUGCCUGACUAUUACUAUAUAAUGAAGCCGACUGGUUUGACAUAUAAGUUCAACAUAGACCACAAUCCUAGACCAUCAUGGAUUUAGGAGCAGAUUCUUCUUGAAAUUAAAUCUCCAGAAACUAGACAUUAGAAUGCUAGGGGAAGUUUCCCAGGGAGACAGGCAUAUUGCCUCAUGGAUGAAUGACUUGUAGCUCUAGUUUCAGUGAGUCAUUAUAUCUACUUUACAUACAACAGGGAGGUAGCAGAGAAUCCUGCUGCCUGAUGUCACCUCUGGUGGCUGAGUGUAGUGUGUGCCAAAUCAGCAGCAUGAUUAUCAAAUCUGACAGUCGAGCUCAGGAUCACCACCAGAUUAUUUAGUAGACCCAUUGGUAAAGCAGCUUAGAAACCAAUUAAACACGGAGGAUGAAUUGCCUUCCUGUCCCGGGAGAUGAGACGUCUUUUGGUUUCAUGAUUAAGGAUUGUUGCUGUUUUCUAGGCACUCUAUUCAUCACAUUGUAAAUGGUGAUGUGUGUCGUAGGUGUGCAGCUAUUUAAGGGAUUGAGAUAGUUUGUCAAGUUAAUCUCUUCAGUGUACCAGUUUGUGGGAGGGAUACAAGACAUGUGGAUGGCAGUGACAGAUCCUACCUCAAGACCUUGAGGGAGGCUUGGUGAGACACAUCUCAAUAAGCACAUGGAGGUAGGGUAAUGGGCAAAACAACGAGCAGCUCCACCUGAGCAAGUAUACAGAAGGAUCUCAGCCCUGCAACGUGACCCAGGUAGGGCCACCGCUAUGCCUUCCUUUGUUACCCAAGCUCCAACCACAGAGAGUUUGACGAGUUUGUGUUAUGAUGUUGGCUUGGCUUUGUAAUUUUAAUUAACUUUGGAUUUUUUAGUGGUUUUGUCAUAUUACUGUCUGAGUUUGGUAGGUAGGAUUAAUUUGAAAAGAGUAUACUAGUGUGGUCCUCGGGGUAGAAUUAGCCAUAAGCAUGUUGUUAGCCAGCCUGUAGACUGUUAAUUACUUAAUAAUCUCAUUGGGAAAGUACUAGUAGUUUUAUAUUUGGAUGACAUAAUUGGAAAAGCAGAUUAGCUGCUGCUAACUUUUAAAAGACUUGAGGUUGGGAUGCCUUUUUUCCAUGUAAUGACAUAAAAAGAUUCAAAUCUUCAGUCAGUACCAAGUUGCUAAAUUAGCAAACACAUUUCCUCAAAUGUGUUUUGUUGAGUUUCCAAAUGGAUGAAUUUUUGGACAUUACAUCAGUAAAUGCAUUGGAUUCGGUCUGCAUUGGAAAGAUAGUUAUUCUAUGGUAUCUUUCCCAAAGCUAUCUAAUUCGGAUUUUGUUUUAUUCAAAUUUGCAUCCCAGAGGUUGAAGUUGGAAAGCAUUUUUGAAGGCAGAAUCGAUUUAGCUGUGAGGGUGAUGAUGCCCUCAUGUACUUCUCAACAGACAUGAUAAAAUUCACCUGCAUGAGUUGGCAGGUGGGAGAACCAAACUGGAUCACUGGGUAGGACUACUCAGUAAGGCGAUGAACUGCUUGCUUAGAGAAACACCACUCACUAUCCCCAUUGAGAAAAAGUGUGGCAAGAUGAUAGAGCUACACAAUAUCAAACGAAUGGGUCCAUUCAGUGCCCUCAAAUUCAAUUCUGUGGGGAAAAAAUAUUGAGCCAGUCGUCACUGCGCUGUUAUACGACUGGUAGACUAAGUUCUUCUUUGUCGUCGUAGUCGUCAUUGUUGUUGUUGUUGUUGUUGUUUCUCAUUUCCACUUGCACAGCCUUAUUCUCAUAAUUAAACUCUGAUUCAUUUUCUCUCUGGUGUUAGGAAACUCCAGCGACAGAAAUGGCAUCUGUGUAUUGAUAAUCAGCAUUUACCCUGGCAGGAGGCUAAUCGGAUAGGCUGGUUCCAGACAUUAAUCUUCCCAUCUGAUAUUUUUUUGGGGAAAAAAAUAUUAAUUCCCUUUCCAUUCUCCUCCUCACAGAUCUAGAAGCCCUCUUUACCAAGAGCAUCACAUUUUCCUGUGUAAUCCAUCGACUCAAAGAAAAUUGCA
Rhinolophus ferrumequinum (greater horseshoe bat) is the source of this 8443-nucleotide messenger RNA. It is a transcript of the gene AFF2, whose product is annotated as ALF transcription elongation factor 2. Gene Ontology annotation, cellular component: nucleus; nuclear speck. The record is from RefSeq and is a predicted model, not a curated record. The transcript has 21 exons. Gene Ontology annotation, biological process: regulation of RNA splicing. Gene Ontology annotation, molecular function: G-quadruplex RNA binding. NCBI's taxonomy places the organism in Eukaryota, Metazoa, Chordata, Mammalia, Chiroptera, Rhinolophidae. The coding region runs from base 347 to 4276 and encodes 1309 amino acids.